AUGGCAGUGCUGAGCAGAAGGCCGCUUGUCCAUUUGGAGAAGGCGAGGACUGUUUGGGCGCGCCGGAAUGGCGUUGGGAAGAGGAGGUUUACGCAGCUGGGUGGGGGAAGCAACCAACAUGGAGGAAGCGACUACCCUGUUAGUAGCAUUAAACAUGGAGGUGGCAACUACCCCGUUAGUAGCUCUAAACAACGGGAGCACACAAAAAUGAACGACUUCCAUUACUUUAACAUUUUCCUCCUCAAAGGCAGCGACUUCGUUAAGCUAACAUCGACAUACAAUUUUUGCGAAAACAAAAAUAUGUACGCGUGCAUAUUGCUCCACCUGAGCAGUGUCUAUGAAUCAAUCCCAGUGAGGGACGUCGUGAAAGUGUUAAAAAAUAUACUUGAGCAGAAUAAGGCAUCCUUUUCGCACCACUUGGUGAAGGGAAAAAGAAUCACCGACUUAUAUAAACAUGUAUGUCACCAUUUGGAAAAAUUGAAUACAGCAGAAGUGAUUGACUUGCUGAAAUGUGCCUGCUACACGACACAGGAGUUUCCUGUGGAAAGUAUGCGACUGUUGUGUAGAGUGAUCCUUGCGAAGCCCAUGAGCUCCUUCCACCCAAGGCAGAUACACGAGAUCUGCUCCUGUUUAAUAAAAAUGAAGAAUGAAUUUUCUAUGAGAAAGCUGACUUAUGAUGAUGCACUCCAUGUGAAGAUGCUCGAGCAUGUGAAGGGAAGAAUCGUGGCCUGCGAUGCCCAGGCCUUCUUUGAAUACCUACCCCUGUAUAUUAGCCUCUCCAAGGGAAUCCAUCCAGGUGUUGCUACUACCCCUUCAAAUGUUACGCCUGAUUGUAGCUCCGUGGCCUCCCCCCAGGAACGUAACCUGAGGAAGACAUGCGAACUGAUCUUCCUCAAUCACCUGAACGAGCUCAACCGGGAGUCCCUCCUCUCAGCAGUUAGCAUAUUCAAGUGGCUGGAUCUGAGAAAUCACUCCAUUUUUUUUCACAUGUGCGAUGCGUUCGUGCAGCAUGCCUUCACCUUGGACACCAAGUACGUGGUGCGUUUUUGGAGGAAGUGCCACAGUUUGAGAUUUGAAAAGGGGGCACAGAAGCGUGACGUGGAUGGGGGGAAGCAAACGGUAUCCUCGGAAGGAACCAUUAGUAGCAUGAAGGGAGGAAUUACCACCCCCGGUGAGAACCACCAUUUGGAUUACCGGAUUACACUUAAAACGGGUGAAGUUCUAUCAGAGGAGAGACCCCACUUGGUAGCGGAAUCACCCCCCAAAGGGGAAGAAGAAGAAGGUAGCAAUGUUCUGUUGAGCUUUAUUAACAGGAAAGUCUAUCACAUGACACCUCAUCAAUUAUCUCUAAUUACCUACGGCCUGUACAGUUUCGUGGAAAACAUGAAGCAGUACUCGCAGCUCAGCAGUUUGAGGAAUAACAUGAAUCUCCUAUUUUCGAUGGCUGUGCAGUACGUGUUAAAUUACCUCGACAGGGGGGCUCUACACCAGGAUGUGGUUCCCCCAAGUGGGUCCAUCCUAAAAGGUACUACUUAUCAACCACUCACAUCCGAAGGAGACCACCCCAGCAGUAUUAACAUGAAUACGGACUAUGUCUACAUAUCUGAGUCGGGCGUACAUGUGAGUAGGGUUGACCGAAGCGGGGUCCAUCUCCCGUCAGAUAACUGCGCUGGAGAUGGUCUGCUCCCAAAUGACUGCCCCCCAAGUGGCCCCUCCUCCCGCCGAGCCAACCUCACACACGCGUGCGAUAUCCUGCUGAAUAUUAGCUACCUCAACACGAGUCAGAACCACCGAAAAAUCAAGGACGCCUAUGAUUGUGUGAAAAAAAUCAUCACGCAGGAGGACCCUCCCGUUGAAUUGGACCACCUCUUAUCGCUCCUACUGUGCCUGUCCAACUUUUACCAUCGAACAAGAGACAACUAUGUGUUCCAUUCGUACAAGCAGAUCUUGCACUUGCUGGAGAUUAAAAAGCCCCAAUUCAAUGCACAUCAUUUUAAUAGACUCUCCAUAGCUAUUACUCCGUUGCUACAGGAAAAGAACAACCUAAUUGGCAGCUAUGCUAAUCUGGUUUGCUUCUUUAUAGAAAAUGAGGUGGUUCCCUUGAGGUCAUGUGUAUUUACCCUGCAGCUUGUAAUGAAGAAGAUCUGUAUCAAGUUAAGCGACCCUCUGGUGAAGCUUCUUUUGGUCAUUAUUCGCCGCAUGGAGAAAUUCCUGAGCGAUGUACGUGCGCACAUUACGCGCAGCAGCGCUGACAACGAAGGGAAUCAAAACAACCUUGACUACGUGGACAGUAGUGCUAAUCGCGACGCGCUCAGGAGAUUCCUCCUGCUACACUCCAUCAACGAAAGCACUCUCACCUGCGUCCUUGUUAGCCUGUCGCUUAUUUUGCAAAAUGCCAAAUACGGCACGGGGUCACGGGAUGAAGCCGCGACGCUUCUCUGCAAAGUGGUCUCCUACGUGUCCACUUCUUCUCUGGAGAAAAUCCCGAAGAAGUACAUUCACGCCGUGCUGUUGGACGCACUCCCCCCUGAUGAUAACAGGGUUAAGAAGGUUCUCCUAAGUAGGGUGUAG
This is a messenger RNA of Plasmodium coatneyi, 2571 nucleotides long. RefSeq lists its product as uncharacterized. NCBI's taxonomy places the organism in Eukaryota, Apicomplexa, Aconoidasida, Haemosporida, Plasmodiidae. The transcript has a single exon. The coding region runs from base 1 to 2571 and encodes 856 amino acids. The record is from RefSeq and is a predicted model, not a curated record.